GCCCUUGGCAUACAGCACGCUAGCAGACCUGGUGCACCAUGUUAGACAGAACCUCCCAUUGACGGACCUCUCUCUGGCUGUGCAACUGUUUGCUAAGAAUAUUGAUGAUGAGUCCCUACCCAGCAGUAUCCAAACCAUGUCCUGUAAGCUGUUGCUAAACCUUGUAGACUGCAUCCGGUCAAAGAGCGAACAGGAGAAUGGAAAUGGCAGAGACAUUCUCAUGAGAAUGCUGGAGGUUUUUGUUUUGAAGUUCCACACCAUUGCACGGUACCAGCUGGUAUCUCUCUUUAAGAAGUGCAAGCCCCAAUCAGAGAUGGGUGUGGUGGACCCAGGGACAUUACCAGGAGUCCCAGCCACCCCUACUGUAACUACACCCGCCUUACCUCCACCUGCACCCCCAACACCCGUCACCCCCGCACCACCUCCGGCCACACCUUUUGAUCGACCUGGGGACAAGGAGGACAAACAGACCUUCCAGGUGUCCGACUGUCGCAGUCUGGUGAAGACUCUUGUAUGUGGAGUGAAAACUAUCACAUGGGGCAUCACUUCUUGUAAAGCUCCUGGAGAGGCACAGUUCAUUCCCAACAAGCAACUCCAGCCCAAAGAAACACAGAUUUACAUCAAGCUGGUCAAAUAUGCCAUGCAGGCCUUGGACAUCUACCAGGUACAGAUUGCUGGCAAUGGACAGACGUACAUUCGUGUGGCUAACUGUCAGACGGUGCGGAUGAAGGAGGAGAAGGAGGUUUUAGAGCACUUCGCGGGAGUCUUCACCAUGAUGAACCCUCUCACUUUUAAAGAGAUCUUCCAGACCACUGUUCCAUACAUGGUGGAACGCAUAUCCAAAAACUAUGCCCUACAGAUUGUUGCAAAUUCCUUCCUGGCCAACCUGACUACCUCUGCACUGUUUGCCACAAUUUUGGUGGAGUAUCUGUUGGAGCGUCUGCCUGAAAUGGGCUCCAAUGUAGAGUUGUCAAACCUUUAUCUCAAACUCUUCAAACUGGUCUUUGGUUCAGUGUCUCUCUUCGCUGCUGAAAAUGAGCAGAUGCUCAAGCCUCACCUUCAUAAAAUAGUGAACAGUUCCAUGGAGCUGGCCCAGUCUGCUAAGGAGCCCUAUAACUACUUCCUGUUGCUGAGAGCCUUGUUCCGCUCAAUAGGGGGAGGCAGCCAUGACCUCUUGUACCAGGAGUUUCUGCCUUUGCUGCCUAAUUUGCUGCAAGGUUUGAACAUGCUGCAGAGUGGACUCCAUAAGCAGCACAUGAAGGAUCUGUUUGUGGAACUGUGUCUCACUGUCCCUGUGCGGCUGAGCUCUCUUUUGCCCUACCUGCCCAUGCUCAUGGACCCACUGGUGUCUGCACUCAACGGUUCCCAGACUCUGGUCAGCCAGGGCCUGCGCACACUGGAGCUCUGUGUGGACAACCUACAGCCUGACUUCCUAUAUGACCACAUCCAGCCAGUCCGAGCUGAACUGAUGCAGGCGUUGUGGCGAACACUUCGUAACCCUGCGGAGACCAUAUCCCAUGUUGCUUACCGGGUACUGGGCAAGUUUGGAGGAAGUAACCGGAAAAUGUUGAAGGAGUCGCAGAAGCUGCAGUAUGUGGUGACCGAGGUUCAAGGCCCCAGCAUCAAGGCAGAGUUCACAGACUGCAAAGCCUCCAUUCAGCUUCCCAUGGAAAAGGCUAUAGAGACUGCACUGGAUUGCCUGAAGAGUGCCAAUACUGAGCCGUAUUACAGACGACAGGCCUGGGAGGUGAUCAAAUGCUUCCUCGUUGCCAUGACCAGCCUGGAGGACAACAAGCACGCCCUUUACCAGCUCCUCGCCCAUUCCAA
Molecule: messenger RNA, 1827 nt
Organism: Sinocyclocheilus grahami
Lineage: Eukaryota; Metazoa; Chordata; Actinopteri; Cypriniformes; Cyprinidae
Product: transformation/transcription domain-associated protein-like
Exons: 9
Biological process (GO): DNA repair; regulation of DNA-templated transcription
Cellular component (GO): NuA4 histone acetyltransferase complex; SAGA complex; nucleus
Source: RefSeq, a predicted model, not a curated record